Molecule: messenger RNA, 1824 nt
Organism: Dufourea novaeangliae
Lineage: Eukaryota; Metazoa; Arthropoda; Insecta; Hymenoptera; Halictidae
Gene: dnr1
Product: E3 ubiquitin-protein ligase MYLIP
Exons: 7
Coding region: 352-1794 (480 amino acids)
Biological process (GO): ubiquitin-dependent protein catabolic process
Cellular component (GO): cytoskeleton
Molecular function (GO): ubiquitin-protein transferase activity
Source: RefSeq, a predicted model, not a curated record
CGUGUGCCAUUCUGCACCGAGAAAUGGAAGCCGACGAGACGCGUUCGGGUAGUAGGAGCGCGAGCACGUUGCCGAUCUACGAAGUUGUGUGUGAGGACGCAGUGACAGCUGUGCACGAGUACGCGUUUUAAAUCUGUUAUGAUCAAGAACGUACCGGGUAAUACCGGUCGCCGACCAGCUGCGAACCCGGAGAAAAAGAGAUCGUCGUAGAUAACGCGUGUCGAAAGUUCUGUGUGAACGGUGUAUUUUUGGUUUUUUGGUUUUCUUGUUUCUUCGAAGACACGUUAGAAGAUCUUGCGGAGCAGUAGAGUGUGCGUUCUUGGAACCUCCUUGGAUACGAUCCUUCGCAAGAUGUGGUGUCUCGUCAGCCAAGCGAAUUCCGUCAUCCUUGAGGUGCAAGUCGACCCCAAAGCCAUUGGUCAAGAGUGCCUUGAAAAGGCGUGCGACUGUCUGGGGAUCAGCAAGGAGUGCGACUACUUCGGUUUAAAGUAUCAGAACGCGAAAGGCGAGGAACUCUGGUUGAAUCUGAGGAAUCCCAUAGAGAGGCAAACUGGGGGCGGUGUGCCGCCUCUGAGGUUCGCGUUAAGGGUUAAGUUUUGGGUGCCGCCUCACCUGUUGCUACAGGAAGCCACCAGGCACCAGUUCUACUUGCAUUCCCGUUUGGAGCUAAUCGAGGGUAGACUGAAGGUCUCUGACUGGGGUUCGGUGGCGCGGUUGGUCGCCCUGAUAGCGCAGGCAGACGUGGGCGAUUACGAUGCCCUAUCGCCGCCGCAUGCACUUUACUCGCAGUGCUGUCAGAUACAACCGACGGAACCGUGCGAGCCGAAACCUCAGGACCUUCUGCACCGGAUAGUUCAGCAACACAAAGAAAUCAAGAGCAUGAAGGCGUCGACCGCCGAGUACUGGCUGCUGAAAGAGAUCUCGAAUCUGGACACUUUCGGCCAAGAGAUGUUUCACAGUAAAUUCGGCUCCAACGGAGUGUCCAUGAUCGGGGUCGGGCCACACGGAAUCACGGUUUAUCGCAGCGAAGACGAGGAGACACAAAACAUACCGUACACAGCGAUACAGAGCGCAACGUCGCAGCGUCGGAUGUUCCAUUUGGUUUAUCUGUCCCUCGACGGCGAGGAGACUUCGUUGAACUUCAAAUUGGACUCGAGUCAGUCCGCCAGCGGGCUCUACCGAGCGAUCACCGAGAAGCACGCGUUUUACAGUUGCGAGACGGUCAGGAGCGCUGUGACCGCGCAGUUCAUACGAGACCUGAAGGGCACUAUAAUCUCGAUCUUCAACGAGGAUUCGACGCUGGGUAAAAAGUACGUGUUCGAUAUCCGUAGAACGUGCCGCGAGGUGUACGACAACGCGAGACGAGCUUUGUACUGUGAGGCAACCACCGUCAGCUUGCCGGAGGAGAAGGAAAUUUUGGAGAGGCACGAUUGUGCCGGGGACUGCGAGGAUCCCAAGUGCAAGGAAUCCCGGGAAUGUCUGGCAAGAUUAUUGGACGCGAUGCUCUGUCGUAUCUGCAUGGAUCGUAGCUUGGACACCGCCCUGUUCCCGUGCGGACACGCGGUCGCGUGCCUCGAUUGCGCCCGUCGUUGCGAGCGUUGCCCCCUCUGUCGGGCGGACAUAGACCAUUGUCGGACGAUUUAUCUACCGAUCGAGCUGACCCACGUCGAUAAGCACAAUCCAAGAUCGGUCACGGACACCAUCGAGCCGGUGUACGGUCAGACGUCCACGGAUGAGAUUCAGAAGCGAACGUUGGUCACGGAGACCUCGGUGGUAAACGGGAACGCCACUUGAGAACACCACCGUCGUGUCAGAAGGUUCACC